Messenger RNA from Penicillium brasilianum, 952 nucleotides. The record is from the annotation of a GenBank genome assembly. NCBI's taxonomy places the organism in Eukaryota, Fungi, Ascomycota, Eurotiomycetes, Eurotiales, Aspergillaceae.
GUCUUCCUACCAACACACCAACUUCAAUAGCCUACCAUGCCACCAAUUCGCUCUGCAAACGCGCAGAAACUAGCCAAUCAAGAGGGCAAGAUCCUAUUAGCCCUUUCUGAUUUAGAAAAUGGCCGUAUCAAUUCUCUUCGCGCGGCGGCAAAGCUAUACGCUAUACCUCGCUCUACUCUGCAAGCGCGCGCUGAUGGCCGGCUGUCACGCGUUGAUAUACACCCAAAUAGGCGUAAGCUUACUGAAUUAGAAGAGGAUUCGCUUGUUCAAUGGAUUAUCUCUAUGGAUGAGCGUGGAGCAGCGCCUAGGAAGGCUACUGUACGCGAAAUGGCUAAUAUCCUACUAAGCGCGCGCGGUAGCCACAGGAGCCACCCUCCGCCUACCGUUGGUGUUAAUUGGUCAUCAAAAUUCAUCGACCGUCGCCCUGAGCUUCGCAUGCGAUUAUCAAUACGGCAUGACUACCAACGCGCACUAAAUGAAGACCCUAAACUGCUACGAGAGUGGUUUUCUACCGUACAACGCACUAUCGAUGAGAACGGUAUAUAACCGGAGGAUAUCUACAACUUUGAUGAGACAGGAUUUGCAAUGGGCCUUAUAUCUACGCAGAAGGUUGUUACGCGGGCAGAAAUGUAUGGCAACGGCCGUCGCCUUCUUCAACCAGGAAAUCGCGAAUGGGUUACUGCGAUUGAGGUAAUUGGCGCUGAUGGCUAUUCGCUUCCGCCAUGCGUGAUUUUCAAAGCUAAGGUUACUAUCGCUAGUUGGUUUGAUAAACUACCAAAAGACUGGCGAAUCGAGGUCUCUACCAAUGGCUGGACUAGUGAUGAGAUUAGCCUACGUUAGCUACAAAAGCUCUUUAUCCCAUCGACGAAUUCGCGCGUACGCGGUCGGUUUCGGCUAUUGAUUCUUGAUGGCUAUGGUAGCCACCUUACGCCCCAAUUCGACCGAAUCUGCG